Stegastes partitus (bicolor damselfish) is the source of this 2106-nucleotide messenger RNA. It is a transcript of the gene epc2, whose product is annotated as enhancer of polycomb homolog 2 (Drosophila). Gene Ontology annotation, biological process: regulation of transcription by RNA polymerase II. Bases 19 to 2106 code for a protein of 695 amino acids. Gene Ontology annotation, cellular component: NuA4 histone acetyltransferase complex. The transcript is spliced from 11 exons. The record is from RefSeq and is a predicted model, not a curated record. Gene Ontology annotation, molecular function: nucleic acid binding. NCBI's taxonomy places the organism in Eukaryota, Metazoa, Chordata, Actinopteri, Pomacentridae.
UGUGCCGUAUGAACAUGUAUGUGCCGUAUGAACAUGUAUGUGCUGUAUGUGGCUCCUGCAGCUCUCGGCCUGGAUCUGGAGCAACCGGACUACGACAUGGACUCUGAGGACGAGACGCUGCUGAACAGACUGAACAGGAAGAUGGAGCUCAGGCCUCUGCAGUUUGAGACCAUGGUGGACCGGCUGGAGAAGGCCAGCACUCACCAGCUGGUGUCGCUGUCGGAGGCGAAGCUGCUGCUGAACGAGGACGACUACCUGCUGAAGUCGGUGUACGAUUACUGGGUGAGGAAGAGGAAGCACUGCCGCGGCCCGUCCCUCGUUCCUCACGUCAAGCAGGAGAAGCGGGACGGGUCGACCAACAGCGACGCCUACGUGGCCUUCAGGCGGCGGACCGAGAAGAUGCAGACGAGGAAGAACCGGAAGAACGACGAGGCGUCCUACGAGAAGAUGCUGCGGCUGAGGAGGGAGUUCAGCCGGACCGUCACCAUCCUGGAGAUGAUCAAGAGGAGAGAGAAGUCCAAGAGGGAGCUGCUGCACCUCACGCUGGAGGUGGUGGAGAGGAGGUAUCAGAUGGGAGACUUCAGCGGAGACGUCCUCAGAGAGGUGUCCGUCCCCCUGCUGGAGAAACCGGCUCACAACACUCCGUUCACUCUGAACAACUGCAGCCGACACAAGAGUGACUUCAGGACCAAGGUACAGAAACCACGUCGGGUCGUCUCUGGACAGGUGUCGGGUUUCAUCCAGGUGAGUCCAGUUGGUGUGCAGGUGUUGAGUGUAAAUGUAGGUGGACUGACAUCACAGCUGAAGGUUCCUCAGAGUGACUCGACCAACUCAGUGAACAGAAAUGAUGUGCGUUUGUUUCUGAAGCCUCGUACGGAGCAGGCGGGUGGAGACAGCAGUCCGGAGCUCGUCCCGCCGUGUCUCCGUCACUCUCUGACUGAACUGUCUCUGCCUCCUCAUUGGAUGGGACUGAGCCGGCGCCGGAUAGGACGAGGGGGCCGGAUCAUCCUGGACCGGGCCUCCUGCGCUCUGGACCCGACCCUGCAGCAGCCGGACUCUUUAACGCAUCCGGUGAGCAGGACCAGAACCAGGACCGGUACCUGUCUCCUCGGCGACCCGUUGAGUCCGGACCAGAGGCCCCCGCUGAGCUCAGGAACCACCUGCCCCUCCCUGGCUGAAGUCCUCAGCAACAUCCAGAGCCUGAGGAGGUUCUGCUUCAGACCCAGACCGGCUCAGGACCACAGAACCACCGGAUCCACACCUGAGGACAGCAGACUCACCUGUCGGCUGUCACCUGACCUCAGCUGUGGACCAGCAGGAGGCAUCACUGAGGAGCAGUACCACAGUCACCAGCAGCAGCUGGUCCAGAUGCAGAAACAACAGCUGGAGCAGCUGCAGCUACAGAACAACACUUUUUCAUACAGACACACAGCGCUGCACACGACACAGUCCUGCAGGUCCAGUGAGUCCAGUUCGAAGACUCUGGACUCGGCCACCGCCCAGUUUGCAGCCUCGGCUGUGAUCAGCACUCCUCCGCCUCCUCAUGGUGCCAUCAGCAGCGAGAACAAACCGUACAGGAGCAGCAUGAACGGAGUCCAUCCUUCAGGUCCCUCCAGGCCUCCAUACUCCUCCUCCAUCAGCAGGGCGGGGCUUUCAGCUCGAGGGUCACUGUCCUCUUCGUCCUCCUCCCACCAGUCCCUCCCCAACCAGAGGAGCCAGGUGGGCGCCGUCUCCCCCGCCCACCCCCACGCUUCUCCUCCGUCUUCAACCGACGAUGAGAACAACCCCGAUGGCUUCUUCGUCUUCAGGAGGAAAGCCGGCUGCCAGUAUCUGCCGCAUGACAUCACCUUUCAACAUGACGAUGCCCAACCUCAUGCUGCCCGCAUCUGCAUGGAAUUCCUUCAAACAGAGGACACUGAAGUUCUGGACUGGCCUGCAUAUUCACCAGACAUGUCCCCAGUAGAGCAUCUUUGGGAUGUUCUGGAUAGGCGUGUCUGGGACCGUGUUCCAGUUCCAGGCGAUGUGGAUCAGCUCCGUGUGGCACUCCAGGAGGAAUGGAGUAACAUUCCAGGAGCCACCACAGACAAUCUGAUCAACUCCAUGUGA